Messenger RNA from Exserohilum turcica Et28A, 705 nucleotides. RefSeq lists its product as uncharacterized. The transcript is spliced from 2 exons. The record is from RefSeq and is a predicted model, not a curated record. The coding region runs from base 1 to 705 and encodes 234 amino acids. Lineage: Eukaryota; Fungi; Ascomycota; Dothideomycetes; Pleosporales; Pleosporaceae.
AUGGCAAAGAGGAGCAGCGACGGCGAUGUCCUUGCAAACCGCAUAAGUCUGCUCCAGGCCAAAGGACAGACGCUCUUGGCGUCGCUGUACGGCUCGCGGCCAGACUGGGACUCGGGAGAUACCGCGGCGACGGCCCAAGACGAAGAUGAUCAGGACCUCAAACACAACUACGCCCACGACAGGAUCGGUCUUGGCGGUGUCCUGCCCAAGGAUGUCGAGGACGGCAGUUUUACCAGAAGGAUACCGACAUCAGACGACAAGCUGCUGCAGCAACUAAUUGGCAAGAAGAAAGCCAAAGCACAUAUUGCGGCCAAGCAGCAGGCCGCAAGACUCGGCGCAGCAGCAAAAGCCCAGCAAUAUAGCAAGCCGGCCGCCAAGAAGGAGGCGUCUGACGAUGAAGACGAGGGCCGUGCCGCUACUUUCAAGUCUAGGAGACAGAAGAAGGAUGAGGCAUCCAAGGUAGUAGAUAGCGACGACGAAGACGAGGAGACGCGAGCAAAGCGGCUAGCAGCCGGUGCGAACCAAAAGGAGAAUGUCGUCACCGAUGCGCCAGCCGACGACAAGCCAUCGCAAAAAGAGGAAGAAGACCAAGAGCCCGACGUCGCACAGCCCGCUUCUAAGAAAGCAAGAACAAAACCAAAGAGCUUCCUCGAUGAGAUCCUCGCCGAGCGUUCCAAAAAGAAGAAUAAAAAGGGCAAACCCUGA